Stomoxys calcitrans (stable fly) is the source of this 1296-nucleotide messenger RNA. RefSeq lists its product as uncharacterized. Lineage: Eukaryota; Metazoa; Arthropoda; Insecta; Diptera; Muscidae. Gene Ontology annotation, molecular function: catalytic activity. The transcript is spliced from 2 exons. The record is from RefSeq and is a predicted model, not a curated record. The coding region runs from base 1 to 1296 and encodes 431 amino acids.
AUGAUUAGAAUUCUUAAAAACCAGAAAUCAGGAUUAACGAUUGUCCACAUCAAUGCCCAAAGUCUAAAUAAUAAAUUAGAUGAACUUCGUGAUAUAUUUGUUAACUCUGAUAUAGAUAUAAUAUGCAUAUCCGAAACCUGGUUCCAUCCUGAAAUAUCUGACAAUUUGUACUCUUUACCGGGAUAUAAAGUUUUGAGAGCUGAUAGGCACUCCCAUGCUGGUGGAGUUGCAAUAUAUUUAAAAAACUGUAUCCACGGUGCUAUAAAACUGAAGUCUGAGCAAGGCAACUGUAUUGAAUACCUCUUUGUUGAAAUAACUGGCAUUUCUAACUCGUCAAUGCUUAUUGGAUGUGUAUAUAGGCCCAACAGCAGCACACCGUUUGACAUGCUGAUAUCGUGCCUUGAAAGAAUAUCAUUACGAUAUAAUGAUAUUGUUAUUGCGGGAGAUUUUAACAGCAAUAUUUUAAUUGAAACGCAAUUUUCUGAUGCUAUGGAACUUCUUGAUCUGGUACCUACUAACCGCUCUGUUCCAACCCAUUUUACUAAUCAUUCGUCUACUCUUUUGGACAUUUUCUUUGUGAACUGUGAGUCAAAGGUUCUUUUAUAUGACCAAAUUGCAGCACCGGCUUUUUCUAAACAUGACUUGAUAUUUCUUGUGUAUGACUAUCACAUAAAUCAACAAGACGAGACAAUUACAUUCCGUGAUUUUAAAAAACUGAACUAUAAUCUUCUUAAUAGCCUUACUGAUAAUGUCGAAUGGGAUUCUAUAUAUCAGUUAAAUUCUGUGGAUGACCAAACAGCAUUUUUGCAGCAUUAUAUUAGCUUAAUAUAUAGUCAAUGUGUUCCUGAAAAAACCAUUACCAUAAAAAAUCAGCAACCCCCAUGGUUUAAUGAACAGUUACGUGCACUAAUCGAUGAAAGAAAUAUUGCAUACAAACGAUGGAAACGAUACAGAACAACACAACUGCAUGAGCGCUUUAAGUGUGCCAGGCGAAAUGUUGGGAAAAGCAUAAACGAUGCCAAAACGCUAUUCUUUCGGAAAAAAUUUCUAAAUGCUGUUAACAGCAGAUCUAAAUGGAAGGAAAUUCGUAAAAUUGGCAUAGGAGCGAAAACCAACACCAACUUUCCGCCCAAUCUAAACAUCAAUGAACUGAAUGAGCAUUUUGUAUCUCUAAUUCGCCAUGAAGAUCCUAAUAUUGAAACAUCAGGCAGUACAGUGACAGGAAACUCGAUGCAGCCUAACAAACACGAAGCCGACGAUGAGACAUCACCCACUGACUGGCGGACCAAUGAUUGA